GUACAAAGUUGGCACAGCUGCCUUUGGACUUCUGGCUCUUCUUCUGCUCGGUCUUAUCAUUUACCUUGCUUGCCAUAUGGAAGUGAGAAGAAGAAACUCAUCAGAAGAGAGAAGUGAACUCAAGAAGACACUGAAUGACUUGGUUUCGAAGCAGAAUUCCUGGACUGAAGAGAGAGACAAUUUGACGAGGAUAAACUCUGAAACUGAGGCCAGAUUAACAGCAAUCUCGCUAGAAAGAGAUGAGCUGAAGAAGAGCCUCAACAUUACAGUUCAACUAGGAUGGAGGAUUUUCAGAGGCGGUGCGUUCUACAUUUCUUUUACAGAAAAGACUUGGCAGGAAAGUAGAACCUACUGUCAGUCUUUAGGUGCAGACCUGAUGGUUAUCAACAGCAAAGAAAAACAGGACUUUGCGAACAGUUUCCAGACGAACAUGUGGAUCGGCCUGACUGACUCAGAGACGGAGGGAAGUUGGAAAUGGGUGGAUGGGAGUCCACUGACCACAAGCUACUGGCCAGACGGUGAGCCAAACGGUAAGAGAGAUGAAAACUGUGGUGCUAUAAAGACUUUCACCGCAGAGAGAAGCUGGAAUGAUAGAGCAUGUUCUGCCUCACUUAAAUGGAUUUGUGAAAUGUCGCUCUCCUAAUAGUAGUGCUUGCAGUUGCAUUUAUUGUUGCAAAAUUUUUGCUUUCGGUUACACGGCUGUGGCAUGUUUUAGAUUCCCUCAUUCUGUUAAAUUAAUUCUUGUUACAUAAUGUGUUUUUAAUCAAUGUCCUCAAAAUCAAAGUGCUGAUAUUUAUUUCUUCCUGCUCAGGCCAGUUUUAUGCUAAAAACAGAUUUGUUCAGAAAGGUUUUAACAAUUUUGAAUAUU
Poeciliopsis prolifica (blackstripe livebearer) is the source of this 868-nucleotide messenger RNA. Its product is annotated as C-type lectin domain family 4 member M-like. The record is from RefSeq and is a predicted model, not a curated record. Lineage: Eukaryota; Metazoa; Chordata; Actinopteri; Cyprinodontiformes; Poeciliidae. The transcript has 7 exons. The coding region runs from base 77 to 643 and encodes 188 amino acids.